Molecule: messenger RNA, 2755 nt
Organism: Drosophila albomicans
Lineage: Eukaryota; Metazoa; Arthropoda; Insecta; Diptera; Drosophilidae
Gene: Xpd
Product: general transcription and DNA repair factor IIH helicase subunit XPD
Exons: 8
Coding region: 233-2542 (769 amino acids)
Biological process (GO): nucleotide-excision repair; positive regulation of mitotic recombination; transcription by RNA polymerase II
Cellular component (GO): nucleus
Molecular function (GO): DNA helicase activity; ATP binding; damaged DNA binding
Source: RefSeq, a predicted model, not a curated record
UGCACCUCUAAUCAAAUUAAAUAAACAAACGAAAUAAGUCGCCUGCAUGUUUAUCUCCUUAAUUUAAUGCUGUUAAUAAAUAAAUUAGAAACAGCUGCAUAUGCAACAAGUGUAUGUUUUAAUUGAAUAAGUUAACGAGGCUAUUUAAGUGCAGCUGGAGUUUUUUAGUUCUCAGGCUUGAUUAAAUCUUACAAAAAACCGCGAGGAAGUUCCUGCAUAAAAAAGCCGCAAAAUGAAGCUCAGCGUUGAUGGGCUGCUUGUCUAUUUCCCCUAUGAAUACAUCUAUCCGGAGCAAUAUGCUUAUAUGCUGGAGCUCAAACGCAGUCUGGACGCCAAAGGACAUUGUUUGCUGGAAAUGCCCUCGGGCACAGGAAAAACAGCAACGUUGCUCUCCCUUAUUGUUGCAUACAUGGUAGAGUAUCCGGAUCGAAUACGCAAACUCAUCUACUGUUCACGUACAGUGCCAGAAAUUGAGAAAGUUAUUGCCGAAUUGCAAAAUUUAAUGGUGUAUUAUGAACGUCAUUCGUCCGUUCAACCGGAGAUGACGGGUUUGGUGCUUAGCUCGCGGAAGAAUAUGUGCAUACAUCCGGAGGUGAGCAAGGAGCGCGAGGGCAAGGCUGUGGAUGGCAAAUGCUAUGGGUUGACCGCCAGUUACAUACGAGAGCGUCAUGAAAUGGAUGCAGAGAUUCCUAUUUGUCAGUACUACGAGGGCUUCACACUGGAGGGCAAGGAAUCGACGCUCCCCGUUGGCAUAUACAGUAUCGAUGAUCUGAAGGAAUACGGGCGCUCUAGGAAUUGGUGUCCAUAUUUCACGGCACGCUACGCUAUCGCCCAUGCACACAUUGUUGUCUACAGCUAUCAUUAUCUGCUGGAUCCGAAGAUAGCACAGGUCGUGUCCAAAGAGAUGAGCCGUGAAUCCUGCGUGGUAUUCGAUGAAGCUCACAAUAUUGAUAAUGUCUGCAUUGAUUCCAUGAGCGUCAAGAUCAACAGACGCACAGUGGAGCGCAGCACCAAUGCGCUCAAUCAGCUAACAAAAUUGGUGCAAGACAUGCGUGAUGAGGACACCAAUCGUCUGAAUGAGGAGUACCAGCGCAUGGUACAGGGACUGAAGGAUGCCAGCGUGCAGCGCGACACGGACAUGAUUCUGGCCAAUCCUGUGCUUCCCACCGAUGUGCUAACCGAAGUGGUGCCCGGCAACAUACGAAAUGCGGAUCAUUUUCUCAGUUUUUUGCGACGCUUCAUCGAGUACAUCAAAACGCGUUUACGUGUCCAUCAUGUGGUGCAAGAGUCACCAGCCGGUUUCCUCAAGGAUGUCUCCUCCAAAAUAUGCAUAGAGCGGAAGCCGUUGCGCUUCUGUGCCGAACGCUUGUCAAGUCUGCUGCGCACACUUGAAAUCACCGACAUGACAGAGUAUGGUGCUCUCACGCUGAUCACACACUUUGCCACAUUGGUUUCCACGUACACCAAAGGUUUCACCAUCAUCAUAGAGCCCUUUGAUGACAAAACGCCAACAGUUUCCAAUCCCAUAAUGCACUUUAGCUGCUUGGAUUCCUCAAUUGCCAUGUCGCCAGUGUUUACGCGCUUCCAAACAGUGGUAAUCACUUCGGGAACGCUGUCGCCCAUGGACAUGUAUCCCAAGAUUCUCGACUUUGAUCCGGUUGUAAUGAGCAGCUUUACCAUGACGCUGGCGCGUCCAUGUUUGUUGCCAAUGAUUGUAUCGAAGGGCAACGAUCAGGUGUCCAUUUCAUCCAAAUUUGAGACGCGCGAGGACACCGCUGUCAUUCGUAACUAUGGCCAACUGUUAGUGGAGGUGGCCAAAACCGUACCCGAUGGCAUUGUGUGCUUCUUCACAUCCUACUUGUACUUGGAGUCGGUGGUGGCUUCGUGGUAUGAUCAAGGAAUUGUGGAUACACUGUUACGUUAUAAGCUGCUGUUCAUAGAAACGCAGGACAAUGCAGAGACAAGCUAUGCGCUGAUGAACUAUGUUAAGGCUUGUGAUUGCGGUCGCGGCGCCGUCUUGUUGGCUGUGGCGCGUGGCAAGGUCUCCGAAGGUGUGGAUUUCGAUCAUCAUUAUGGUCGCGCGGUGCUCAUGUUCGGCAUACCCUACGUUUACACGCAGUCGCGCAUUCUCAAGGCGCGUCUCGACUACCUGCGCGAUCAGUUUCAGAUACGCGAGAAUGACUUUUUGACCUUUGACGCCAUGCGGCAUGCUGCCCAAUGCGUGGGUCGUGCUCUGCGUGGCAAAACCGACUACGGCAUCAUGAUCUUUGCCGAUAAACGCUUCUCACGCCAGGACAAACGCUCCCGCCUUCCCAAAUGGAUUCAGGAGCAUCUGGUUGACAGCUUUUGCAAUCUAAGCACUGAGGAGGCGGUGCAAUUGGCACGUCGCUGGCUGCGACGCAUGGCACAACCGUUUUCACGUGAGGAUCAGCUGGGCAUAUCACUGUUGACGCUGGCGCAGCUGGAGAGCAUGGAGCAGGAGAAACUGGAACGGCAGGCGCAGGGUAAACAAGGUGUCGGAGGUGAGGUCCAGGAGUUGUAAACAGAUCGCAGAUCGGAGAUCGCGUGGUGCAGCAAAACCGGCUUCAAAAUCGAGACUGUCGCCGGCUUCCUUCCGCAAUGUUUAUGUUUUUUGGGAUUUUUUUCUUGAUUUUCGACAGCGUCUGUAUGAGAAUAAUUACAAUAAAAAGCGAUUUUGUUGCCAGCUAAUGGCAUUGAAUGCCAUUAAACGGAGCAGCAACAACAAAUUGAAAAG